Camellia sinensis is the source of this 1088-nucleotide messenger RNA. RefSeq names its product superoxide dismutase [Mn], mitochondrial. The record is from RefSeq and is a predicted model, not a curated record. NCBI's taxonomy places the organism in Eukaryota, Viridiplantae, Streptophyta, Magnoliopsida, Ericales, Theaceae. Gene Ontology annotation, cellular component: mitochondrion. Gene Ontology annotation, molecular function: manganese ion binding; superoxide dismutase activity. Gene Ontology annotation, biological process: superoxide metabolic process.
CGCACUCACUCAACUCACUUUAUAUAUCAAUUCAACUCCGUCUUCUUCUUCCUCACUCUCUACUGUCUAUCUCUCACAUCUCUCUCUUUUGAUUACAUUACAGACAGUUUUAAGAAGAUUCUGAUUAAUGGCUCUUCGGACUCUGUUGACCAGAAAAGCCCUUACAGGAAGUGGGCUAGGGUUAGGGUUUCAGAGCAUCCGGGGAUUUCAGACCUUCUCCCUCCCGGAUCUCCCUUACGACUAUAGCGCUCUCGAGCCGGCCAUCAGCGGUGAGAUCAUGCAGCUCCAUCACCAGAAGCAUCACAAGACUUACGUCACCAACUACAACAAGGCUCUCGAGCAGCUCGACGACGCCAUGGCCAAGGGCGAUGCACCGACAACCGUCAAAUUGCAGAGCGCCAUCAAGUUCAACGGCGGAGGGCAUAUCAACCACUCACUUUUCUGGCAGAAUCUUGCUCCAGUUCGUGAAGAUGGUGGUGAGCCUCCAAAGGGUUCUUUAGGUUGGGCUAUUGACACAAAUUUUGGUUCAUUGGAAGCAUUGAUACAGAAGAUGAAUGCUGAAGGUGCAGCUUUACAAGGCUCUGGAUGGGUGUGGCUUGGUGUGGACAAAGAACUGAAGAAGCUUGUGGUUGAAACCACGGCAAAUCAGGAUCCACUGGUAACUAAAGGACCAAGUUUAGUUCCUCUGCUUGGCUUAGAUGUUUGGGAGCACGCAUACUACUUACAGUACAAGAAUGUAAGACCAGAUUACCUGAAGAACAUAUGGAAAGUUGUGAGCUGGAAAUAUGCCAGUGAAGUGUAUGAAAAGGUAUGCCCUUGAAGGAACUCUUCAUCCUUGACAACCGGCUUCCAAAGGUGGUGUUAAUACAUCUGUUUGUUUUUAAGAAUGAAUAAAACGAUGUUUGCACAGAUGAGGGGCCUUCAUUUUCAAUUGUGGUGUUUGCUUGCUGAUGUUUUCCUUGUUUGGGAACUAAAUGAGCAUGUUAUGUGACCUCUAUUGUUCUAAAGUUAUCCUGCAAACUUCACCUUUUUCACUCGUGUAUCUAAAACCACCCAGAGAUUAAUUAUGUCACCGUUUUUUUAGUUCA